AGAGACACGCUGUGCCCCCCAACAGUGUCCUGACAAUGGCAGUGAAUGGUUGCCCACCGCGGUCACUGGGACAGUCAAAGCACACCGCCCCCUUUCUCGCGGGCACGUCAUCCUCCUAACUAGGCGUUAUGAAUAGGAGAGCCGCUUUUGUCUGUCCGCACGUAUAAAUACCCACUAUCAGUGUCCUCCUCACCGCAGAGUCACCGAGACACGCACACGGAGAGAAAGUCAGCGGCGGCACAAGCGAGGCGCUCACCGAUGUGAUAAGAGGGGACAAGAGCGCAGGACAGGAGGAAUACAGUCAACAUCAGGUGACCAGAGACACCAAAGGCUCCAGAAACGGAGAGUCAGAGAGAGAGGAGGAGAGAGUGAAAGUGAGAGAGAGAGGGAGGAAGCCAGCAGCGACCUCCUACCCAACAACCUCGGAAGCAAACCCAUAAAAUGAAUUCAGACUCCAGCCCGAGCAGCAGAGCCUCUUCUCCGGACAUGGACAGCAUGUUUCUACGAGAACACCUCCCGCAUCACCACCACCACCACCACGUCGGCUCCUCCGUGUCCUCCUCCACGCAGGGCGUAGAGCACCUGCGCCAGAAGAUACCCGGCGGCGAGCACCUGCGGUCUGCAAACGCCAAGUCACCGUCCGUAGAAAGCAGCAGCAGCAACAAGUACAAACUGAAGAAGCAGGUCACCGAGGAGGAGAUGUUCCAGCUCCGUCUCAAGAUCAACGGCCGGGAGAGGAAGCGCAUGCACGACCUCAACCUGGCCAUGGACGGCCUGCGAGAGGUGAUGCCCUACGCACAUGGGCCGUCGGUGCGGAAGUUGUCCAAGAUUGCCACGCUGCUUCUGGCCAGGAACUACAUCCUGAUGCUCACCAGCUCCUUGGACGAGAUGAAGCGAUUGGUGGGGGAGAUUUACGGGGGGCAGCACUCAGCCUUCCACUGCGGCACCAUGGCGCACACAGGCGGGCCCGGCGGACACUCCGGUGGUCCGGCGGCAGCGGCCGCAGCGGCGGCAGCCGCCGCGCACCAGGUGCACCCUCUCCUCGGGAGCGCGCUGUCUUCCUCCACGUCCUCCACUCUGACGAGCGCGCUGCCGGGACUCACGUCCAUCAGAGCGCCCCACUCGCUGCUGAAGGCCUCCCCGGCUGCGCCCCCGGCCCUGCAGCUGGGCUCCGGCUUCCAGCACUGGGCCGGACUGCCGUGUCCCUGCACCAUCUGCCAGGUGCCUCCCCCUCCACACAUCCCCAUCACGUCCACCGGCCUCACGAGACUCACAGGGGAGGGGAAGGACGGGCUGAAAUGAUGCCCGGUGUCGGCAAACAGCCGGGACUGACACAUGUGAUGGUGUUUGUAAAUAGAGAAUUCAGGGCAUGAGGGUGAAUUUGACCUCGCUGGUGCAUGUUGUUGUUUAGUCUGUUUUCUUGUUUGGUGUAUGAGAAAAAAAAACGCGUUCAUUUCCUCCUUGUAACAAGGACUUAUAAAGACUGAAGAUUUUGCCAGUUGAUGGCAAAAAGAAAAAGUUGUGUCAUGAAACAAGAAGCCACUAACCUCCCGAGUUUGACUGAGAAGUCGGUUCACAGAGCGGUGCUGAAGUUGAAGGAGGCUGCAUGAACAUUUUGAUUUAACUCUGUAUUUUUUUUUUUUUUUUAUUAGGCGUCAUUUUGUGAAAACAAAGAAUGCUCUCUGUGCCUUGUACCAAGGAUUUUAAACUCCUCCUUUAAAAAAAUAAUGACCUUUAUGUGUUUGGAUAAAUCGAUUCAGGCACAGUGAAACAUUAGUUUUAAAAUCUAAGUUUUUAGAUUUAUUUCAGUUAUGUGGCUCAUUGUGUAUCCACCUGUGCUCUGAUUUCUCUCUGUUUUUUAUUUUUAUUUUUUAUUUUUUGCAUGAUGGUGUAAUGAUCACAGCAUGAUUGUUUUUUGCUGAACCGAAGUUGUUAUGCCCAGAGACCCCGUGUCUUUAUUUUUGUACAUUGUUGAUGACUGAUGAAAUAUUUAUUAUCACCCAGAGAGUCCCUGGAUGACAUUUCAAUAAAACUGAAAUUAUAAAUAA
This is a messenger RNA of Mugil cephalus (flathead mullet), 2048 nucleotides long. It is a transcript of the gene olig3, whose product is annotated as oligodendrocyte transcription factor 3. Gene Ontology annotation, molecular function: protein dimerization activity. The transcript has a single exon. NCBI's taxonomy places the organism in Eukaryota, Metazoa, Chordata, Actinopteri, Mugiliformes, Mugilidae. The record is from RefSeq and is a predicted model, not a curated record. Bases 442 to 1302 code for a protein of 286 amino acids.